ACUGCUUCGCUGGUGUAUGCCACAAGCUCUACCCGUACACACCAAAUUCAAGCCAAGCAUGCUAUUCGUCAAUCCCCUUCUUUAAUACACAGCCAAAAUGACCAGCUGCCUUCAAUGCACCCCCCAACUUCCUUCUUUAUUCCAACAUCCACCUCCAUUUACUCCCCUCUUAUCGAGAGAGAAAUAGAGCUUCGAAACAUGGAUGGAGUUGGGAGCAAUGUGAAGGUGGUAGAGAGUUCAAGGAGAGUUACACACUGUGACCUGAUACUAAGGAUUCUGGGUCUGAUCCUUACUUUGGUAGCUGCAAUUGUGACGGGUGUUGACAAGGAGACAAAGACUAUUUCUGUCAGUAUCACCAAAACCUUGCCCACCUUGCACGUUCCUGUUACUGCUAAGUGGCAUUACAUGUCUGCCUUUGUGUACUUCCUUAUAUCAAAUACCGUAGCAUCUUUGUACGCAGCAGCAUCACUGGUAGCAUCUAUGGCAGUCCGGACCUCCAAAGAAAAGGCAGCAAUGGCUCUCGUCAUUCUGGACAUGACCAUAAUGGGGUUGCUGUUCUCUUCUAAUGGAGCAGCAAUUGCUGUUGGGGUCUUAGGCCAAUAUGGUAACUCACAUGCGCGAUGGAACAAGGUCUGCGAAUUGUUCGGUGGAUUCUGUCACGAAAUGACUGCUGCUAUAAUCUUAUCUUUGGUAGGAUCGUUAGUUUUCUUUUGGCUGGUGGCACUGGCCAUUCUCAACCUUCACAAGAAAUCAGGGUAGAUGGAGUUAAGAAGGUCGAUGGGGAGUCACUGGGGUUACUAACACUAGUAUUUACAAGUGGCUGAAGUAGGAGAAAAGUUUCUUUGAUGUAGUACAUGGGUAUUUAAUUAGCUUUGGAUGGCGUUAAAUUUCAAGCCACACUGGUUGGUGCGUCUCAUUUCAGUAAACAUUGAAUAUUCUGAA
Theobroma cacao (cacao) is the source of this 942-nucleotide messenger RNA. RefSeq names its product CASP-like protein 1E1. Lineage: Eukaryota; Viridiplantae; Streptophyta; Magnoliopsida; Malvales; Malvaceae. The record is from RefSeq and is a predicted model, not a curated record.